Messenger RNA from Notothenia coriiceps (black rockcod), 1096 nucleotides. Its product is annotated as TBC1 domain family member 25-like. The record is from RefSeq and is a predicted model, not a curated record. Gene Ontology annotation, biological process: regulation of autophagosome maturation; activation of GTPase activity. The annotation marks the transcript as partial. The transcript has 6 exons. Lineage: Eukaryota; Metazoa; Chordata; Actinopteri; Perciformes; Nototheniidae. Gene Ontology annotation, molecular function: GTPase activator activity. Gene Ontology annotation, cellular component: autophagosome.
UGAGGACAGGGUGCAGAGCCUGCAGGCAGGCUGUGUUAGCUAGAGGGCGCUGACACCGCUGCAGAGCGGCUGGAAAUCAAAGCAGAAGAAGAGCUCGGAAUAACAGCAGCUAUCAUGUUAUUGCUCAUCAUGUCGGUGUAGAAGGAGAACUAAACCCAGAACAACCAUCCUGAUCCGAGACGGAGUGUGCACGAUGGCGGGAGAGGAGGAGAGGGGGGUGGUCCGGGUCAAAGUCAAGAAAUGUGAUCAGGUGCUUCCUGUGGAAUUCCGCUCCUUUGCUGUAGAUCCUCAGAUUACAUCACUGGAGGUCCUUCAGCACAUUCUGAUCAGAGCCUUUGAUUUGAGCGGGAAGCAGAACUUUGGGAUCAGUUACCUGUCCCGGGACUGGAGCGGGGCUGAAAUGUAUCUGUCUCUGCUGUCUGAUGGGGACCUGGAUGCUGCGUUCGUCAGUUCAGCCAAACCAGUUCUGCAGCUCAAGAUGGACAUCAAGCCUUCAGAAGAAAGUCCAGUGAUGGAGGACUGGGACAUCAUCAGCCCCAAAGACGUGAUAGGCUCAGAGCAGCUCCUCCCAGAGAGAACCCGCACACUGGCGUCUGCAGCCCUCCCCCUCACCCAAUCUCUGCUGACCCAGGUGGGCCGCACCCUGUCGAAGGUACAGCAGGCGUUCAGCUGGGCGUACGGGGAGGAGAUCAAGCCUUUCAAGCCCCCCCUGAGCGACACAGAGUUUCACAGUUACCUGAACGGGCAGGGCCAGCUGAGCCGCCCCGAGGAGCUGCGGCUGCGCAUCUACCACGGGGGGGUGGAGCCUUCCCUGCGCAAGGUGGUCUGGCGGUACCUGCUGAACGUCUACCCUGACGGGCUGGGCGGACAGGAGAGGAUGGACUACAUGAAGAGGAAGACGAGGGAGUACGACCAGCUGAAGAGGGAGUGGACCGCGCGGGUCAGCUACGAGGACCUGGAGUUCAUCCGAGGGAACGUUCUGAAGGACGUGCUGAGGACGGACCGGGCUCACCCCUACUAUGCCGGCUCAGAGGACAGCCCCCAUCUCACCGCCCUCACCGACCUGCUCACCACCUUCGCCAUCACACAUCCACAG